Messenger RNA from Tarenaya hassleriana, 926 nucleotides. Its product is annotated as ataxin-7-like protein 3. The coding region runs from base 177 to 731 and encodes 184 amino acids. The transcript is spliced from 4 exons. Gene Ontology annotation, cellular component: SAGA-type complex; DUBm complex. The record is from RefSeq and is a predicted model, not a curated record. NCBI's taxonomy places the organism in Eukaryota, Viridiplantae, Streptophyta, Magnoliopsida, Brassicales, Cleomaceae.
AUUGGCCUUAGGCGACCAAGGGAUGGAGUGAUUGAUCUUUGGUUUUGAAUUUGGGUUUCUAGUUCUUGAUUUUCCCCAGAAAUUCGAAUUUUAGGGUUCAUGAUCAGAACGAAAUCUUCAACUGAAUCCAGAUUUUCUGCGGAUAUAUCUUCAGGGCACCCGAUUAAUUGGAUUCCAUGUCUGGGGCAAAAGAGCCUGAUUCAUCUUCUUAUACUCAGUCCUGUUUGCAGCUUUCUUCUCAGAUUUUCUUGGAUCUCGUGGACUCUGCAAUUGCCGAUGUGGCAUCUGAGUGUCACCGGAUAGCCAGACUGGGGCUUGAUCGUGAUAUGGAGGCGGCAGAAGAAGAGUUUAGGUUGUCAGCACAAGCAUGUGCUAAGAUUGCUGAUCCUAGCAACAAUGCUGAAACCAAUGCCAAGUAUGUUGUUGACAUAUUUGGGCAGACCCACCCUCCUGUAGCCAGUGAAGUAUUCAACUGCAUGAACUGUGGACGGCAAAUUGUUGCUGGAAGGUUUGCUCCUCAUUUGGAAAAGUGCAUGGGGAAGGGCAGAAAGGCUCGCGCAAAGGCUACCAGAAGCACAACAGCUGCACAGAACCGGUACUCACGAGGCAGCCCUAAUUCCCCAUAUUCUCCUUUAAAUUCCACAAGCGCAAACCGGUUGCCAAGUGGAUCGCCUGGUAUUGCAGGUAAGGAUUCACACGGCACAAUCAGAGAGAACCUGAAAGAAGACUGAGUCUGAAUAUCACAGGUUUAUAUCAAACAUUAGACAUGAAAGUAACUGACUGCUCCAGACGAGUAUAAAUCAUACGCUAGGUUUCUAUCGAUUUGCAAAGUCCUUGAGGGUUCAUAUUAUAUUAAUCUCAGUGGCUUAAGAUCCACGAGAUCCAAAUAGAUAUACAUUGAAAUGAAAUUAUAGCUUUCUUCUCAA